Phycodurus eques (leafy seadragon) is the source of this 613-nucleotide messenger RNA. It is a transcript of the gene polr2i, whose product is annotated as RNA polymerase II subunit I. Gene Ontology annotation, cellular component: RNA polymerase II, core complex. The record is from RefSeq and is a predicted model, not a curated record. Gene Ontology annotation, molecular function: DNA-directed RNA polymerase activity; nucleic acid binding; zinc ion binding. Gene Ontology annotation, biological process: transcription initiation at RNA polymerase II promoter; maintenance of transcriptional fidelity during transcription elongation by RNA polymerase II; DNA-templated transcription. The coding region runs from base 123 to 503 and encodes 126 amino acids. Lineage: Eukaryota; Metazoa; Chordata; Actinopteri; Syngnathiformes; Syngnathidae. The transcript is spliced from 6 exons.
UUCUCGAAGCGGUAAUGGCUAUGCUGUGCUCGUCUCAAGGCUAGAGAAACCUUGUAACGUCACUGAAAUCGGUUUACUUUCGAUAGCAUUUUAUUUUUUAUCCUCAAACAACAGUCCUUCAAAUGGAUUUGGAAACCGGGACAUACGAGCCCGGCUUUGUGGGGAUCCGCUUUUGUCAAGAAUGUAACAAUAUGUUGUAUCCAAAAGAAGAUAAAGAGAAUCGGAUCUUGCUCUACGCGUGUAGGAAUUGUGACUACCAGCAAGAGGCGGACAACAGCUGUAUUUAUGUCAACAAGAUUACCCAUGAGGUUGAUGAAUUGACACAAAUUAUUGCUGAUGUAUCUCAAGAUCCAACGUUACCAAGGACAGAAGACCAUCCCUGCCCCAAAUGUGGUCACAAGGAGGCAGUGUUCUUCCAGUCACACAGCAUGAAAGCUGAGGAUGCUAUGAGACUGUACUACGUUUGCACAGCCCCUCACUGCGGACAUAGAUGGACAGAAUAGUGUCCUUGGCAUCUUUAUCAGACAUCUUGUGAAUAUUGUUUGUUCUUCAUUCCUUCUUACUAGCUGUCUUUUCCACCCAGUUUUGUUAUUAAACAAUGACUUGUUUCUAA